Erythranthe guttata (spotted monkey flower) is the source of this 1669-nucleotide messenger RNA. Its product is annotated as PHAF1 protein At3g51130. The record is from RefSeq and is a predicted model, not a curated record. Lineage: Eukaryota; Viridiplantae; Streptophyta; Magnoliopsida; Lamiales; Phrymaceae.
UUGGAUAGUCACCUCAGCUUUUACAGUUCCCCGAAAAGCCCUUGACAAACUCGUAUAUUACAUGAACCCAACAAACAAAUACUAUGAAAGGGAGAAAAAAAUAAAAAUUCAAUCUUUGUUGCUUCAACAACAUUUCUUAUCCCCACCGUUUCGAUUACUUCUUCGAUCAUUCGUUCGGGUUAAAUAAAACAUUCAUCUUUUUUUAGUUGGAAACCCAUAAUUCAUUGUCGGUUUCGUGUCAAUCUGUCCGAAUCCCAUAAAUACUUCAAUCCGAUCUCAAUUCGGUUUUGAAGUAUGCAGAGAAGUAGACGCAGGUGCGAGGGUACUAUCAUGGGCUCGAUCGUACUCGAUCUCCGCCCCGGCAUCGGCAUCGGCCCUUUCUCUCUCGGGAUGCCGAUAUGCGAAGCCUUUGCACAGAUAGAGCAGCAGCAUAAUGUUUAUGACGUUGUUCAUGUCAAGUACUAUGACGAGGAGCCUCUGAAGCUUGACAUCGUUAUUAGCUUUCCUGACCAUGGAUUUCAUCUUAGGUUUGAUCCUUGGUCUCAGAGGUUGCGCCUUAUUGAAAUUUAUGAUGUCAAACGGCUUCAGAUGCGUUAUGCCACUUCCUUGAUCGGGGGACCAUCUACUCUAGCCACUUUUGUAGCUGUCUAUGCUCUUUUCGGGCCCACAUAUCCCGGCAUUUAUGACAAAGAAAGGGGCGUUUACACUCUAUUUUACCCAGGUUUAUCCUUCGCUUUCCCAAUUCCCCCACAAUAUGCUGAAUGCUGUCACAAACGAGAAGCCGAACUGCCGUUAGAAUUUCCAGACGGAACAACUCCAGUUACUUGUCGUGUCUCGAUAUACGACUCUUCUACAGACACUAAGGUUGGUGUAGGAUCUUCAAUGGCUAAGGCAAUUGUACCUCCUUUGCCCGAUAAGAGCCUCUACAUGGAACAAGUGCAAGUCACGUUAGGGGAAGAAUUAUGGUUUACUGUCGGUGGCCAGCAUAUUCCUUUUGGUGCAUCACCACAGGAUGUAUGGACUGAACUAGGACGCCCCUGUGGAAUUCACCAAAAACAGGUGGACCAAAUGGUAAUCCAUUCAGCUUCGGAUCCUAGGCCAAGAACAACCCUCUGUGGGGAUUACUUCUACAAUUAUUUCACCCAUGGCUUAGAUAUUUUAUUCGAUUGGCAGACUCAUAAAGUAAAGAAGUUUGUUCUGCAUACCAACUAUCCCGGGCAUCCAGAUUUUAACUCAUACAUGAAGUGCAACUUUGUUAUAUAUAGUUCUGAUUUUGGUGAGACAAUGCAUCAGGAUGUGAAUACCUCUAAAUAUGGCAUUACCCCUAGCACAAAGUGGGAACAAGUCAAGGAAAUUCUUGGUGAUUGCGGUCGAGCUGCUAUUCAAACACAAGGCUCUACAAGCAACCCUUUUGGAUCUACAUUCGUAUAUGGUUAUCCAAAUGUUGCCUUUGAGGUGAUGAAGAAUGGAUACAUUGCAACUGUAACUCUUUUCCAGUCUUAGUAUUCUACAGACAGGAGCAGAGGGCAACUUGUACAAAGACAAACGGUUGGAACAUAGUAAUGUUAUGGCAUUGCACAAAGGUGGGAAGUGUUGGAACAUGUACAAUAUGUAAACUUGUUUGUAAAUAACAUCUAAAACAUAUUUAUUUAUUUAUACAUUGCCAAAA